UCAAACUUGACGUUACUUUUUGAUGAUGCCGUAUUUUGGUGUAAAUGUUUUUCUGCGAUUUUAAUUAAUUUCAUUACACUGCAGUUUCGUCAUGAACCCUCAAACUAAUUCAACGGCCUUAUCUGCCGACCUGAACAGUUUUAUUUAUGGCGUAUCACGUAGAAACUCUCAGAAUGCACCAGAGCUCACAAAGAUCGGCAUUUCCCUUCUGAAGAACUUCCCAGCUGCUAGGGAUGCUGUGUUGGAAUUUUUUGCGAUGGUGUUCCACGAUGCGGUUAAUGUUUCUCUCAACCAGUCUGAUUAUGAGCCUGAUUUGAGCACUAACGGAUCUCUGGAAAGUGUGAGCAUGAUUGGGCCCGAGCUGUGCAGCUUGGGCCCCUCAUGGGCUCCGUUUAUUACCCCCUGGUGCAUCAACUUGAUCAUGGACAUUGCUACGAAGAAAUCAAAUGUACCAAAUGCAACAUUACAGAGCCUUGAGACAGUCCGGACUUUACUAGAUAUGACAACACAGAACUUGACACUACUCAACUCUGAGGAGAGGGCCAAAUGCAUUGACAUGAUGUUGGGUUCCUGGGCGUGUUCAUGGGCGGUAGGCUGGGUGGGUCGCGCGGAGCCGGCGCUGGUGGCGCCGCGGGCGCUGGCUCUCGGCGUGGACGCGGCGCGCGCGGUCCUGGCGCACCUGGCGCAGCACCCGCCAGCGCUGCUGCACGUGCGCGCGGCAUUGGCUGACCUGUUCCACGAGGCCAUCAAAGAAGACAGUAAAAUAGAUAAAAAACGUGACGUGAUACCCUACCUUCUGAACCUCGCGUCCAAAUCAGACAUAGUUCUGAAAGCUCUCACACAAGACAUCGCGUUAACACUAACCGAUGAGGUCAUGGACCGCCUCUGUGUGAUUUGUUCGACCCAGCGCCACACGCCCGCUUGGGAAGGCGUGGGACCAGCUUCACUCGUCGCCUUGCUAAUGCGGUGUGACGUCAGAUGUCUGCUGCUGCUGCUGAAAUAUGCACAGAAGAAUCUGUUCUGCAGGCAACUUCUAGAAUAUUUGCUCCAAAAGUUAGAAUUCGAGAGCUUGUUCCCGGACAAGCCAAUACCUCUGCUGACGAGCGCCGCGGAAGAGAUCAACAUAGUCCGGGAGAAGUUGCUGAUCGGCAACAAGUUGGAGCAGUAUUCCCUCGCUAGGAUACUGAUUUUAGUCAGCUACAACCAACCCUCAGAAUUCAUCAGCACCGUCAGCUACCUCCUCCAAUACGCCCGCGACGACUCAACUCUCGCGCUACUCGUGCGAAUCAUAUCUGGCACCAUCACUAUGCACGUGCCUAACGACGGCUCUGACGUCAUCAUGGAUUCGGACAGAUACCAGGGCUUCAUAAAGACGGCCGUUGAGCAUGCAUUGAGAGACGCUGUCUUGGCAGACACGGAGAUUAAAAGGUGCUUCAUAGAGGAUAAUGUGCCUAAAGACCAGAAGACUUAUGUGCAUUAUUACUGUUUGAACAUUAUUAAAUUGUUGAGAUGGGAGAACUCCAACCAGGUGUCUCACUUACGAACGCGGCCGAUCGGUCGAGCAGUGGAAGCCAACCUUUACGGCAUAGGCGGAGCUUUGAAAGAGUACACCUCUUUGCUGAGGCCACGCCCCCCUUGCACUAUGGCGUCGCUGGAUGAAAUGCCCACUUGUCAUGCUCUAGCUGAGGUACUUGAUAGAGUGGACAUGUCAGGCACCAAAUCCCCGCCACCCAGUGUGGAGGUGCUAAUAAAAGUGGUCCAGUCCACCGUCAAAUAUUUCUUUAGGUGCCUUCACGAGAAAGAUAUAAUGGACAAGCUUCGCGGCGUACAAACUGCGUGUCGACUCCUGCGCAAGCUUUGCAUCCACAGCAAGAUGGCGCGCUCCGUCGCGUUACGAGACUUGUUGGAAACCGCCAUGUUUAGAGAAGAGAAGGCAUUCGGCAGCCGACCAGUCGUGGCCAAUACGGUCGCUGCGAGCAAGGACUGGCCGCAAGAUGACUUGCUGAUCAAUUUGAACCAGAAGCAUGGUCCGAUAACUCAGCUGACUCAGAGCCACACGUCGGUAUUCCACGCUGGAAUCAUCGGUAAAGGCGUGCGCAAACUCGACGAGAUCGAAGACUAUUUGCCGCCCGUGCUCACCGCUAAUAACGAGUUGUUGAUGGGCGCCCUUAUGUCUUGCAUGGACGGCAAUAGCGGUAUAGUGGAAGGAAUGACGUCAGUCUCGUUGCUUCUAGUCGAGCUGGUGGCUCCCGAUGUCAUGUAUAACGGCCUACCCUGGCCUGACGAAGACUUUACUAAGCAAGUGAGCAUCGAGCGCGAGUUGUACAUGCGGUGCGCGCUCGAAGCGUGCGUGGUAGCACGCAGCGCGCUUCGGCGGUGCGCGGGCGCGCGGCCCUCGCUGUGCCUGGCCUCGUCGCUGCUGCGCGCCGUCGCCGCCACGCUGCUGCACCGCCUCAAGGCGCUGCUGGAUCGCCAUACCCACGCGGCAGAGAUAUCCCGCGAGCGAGCGGCGUUAUGCGAUCUUCUCACCACGAUGACGUUGGGCCAACUGCUGCCGCACCCGCUCUCGCAUAUGCUCGAAAUGGCGCCCGAACUCACUGCUAACGAGAUUGUGCAAGUGAUCAGAGAUUGCCUAUGGAAUUACACCAGAGAUAAUGUGCCCUCGCCCGCCCUGUUUCCAUGCGAUUCCACGGGCCUGCACUGGCGAGACCCGGUGAGCUGUAAGCCUUCAACCACGUACACUGACACGCUGCGACUCAUCUUACAAAAGAGGAUCGGGCGCCUGGGCCAUCUCUAUCCUACCAUGUUCUUGAAUCUGGAGAAAGACGCGCAGUAGAUUUAUAAGGAUGAUUAAUUAUUAUUAAUUGUACAUAAUGUAAAUAGUUUUAUAAUAAAUCAAGUUUCUCAUA
Molecule: messenger RNA, 2909 nt
Organism: Ostrinia furnacalis (Asian corn borer)
Lineage: Eukaryota; Metazoa; Arthropoda; Insecta; Lepidoptera; Crambidae
Gene: omd
Product: integrator complex subunit 5 omd
Exons: 18
Coding region: 92-2836 (914 amino acids)
Biological process (GO): snRNA 3'-end processing
Cellular component (GO): integrator complex
Source: RefSeq, a predicted model, not a curated record